CGCCCGGAGCGGCUCCACGGGCAGCGGAGGCAGCAGUAACAGUAGCAGAAGCGGCAGCAGUAACAGUAGCAGGAGCGACAGCAGCAGCGCCGCAGCGCCGAUCGCCCAUAGCCGGCCAUGGGGUUUGGCCGCCCGCCGGCCCUCCGCUCCCCGCCGCUGCAGACAGCUGUAUAUGGCUUAAAUGGACAUCAAAGUACAUUUCUCUGCUGGAAUAUACACUCCCGGAUGAUCUGAUUCUUGGUGAACUAUCUACGAGGAAAGAAAGAACCAAGCUCUGCUUUCUACACUUUGGGUCCUGCACAGAAAACCUGGAAUGUGGAAGGAUGAGGACCUGUCUUUGUUGAAGCCAUAGUGGGAGAGACUUCCAAGCACCGUGAGGGGAGGAAAAAAAAUACCCAGUUUUGCCUUUUUUUAAAGCCUGUCUGGGGAAGACGAAUCUUCUUCCCCCAUGGACGGAGGUACUGCAGUCAGUAGGUGCAGCCUAGGCCCCAGGUGGUGACCAGCCCUGAGAGGGCCAGCAGCAGCCUGUCCUUGUUGCCUUAGCUUCCCCCCACGUCGUGCUCCACCAGCAGCAAGAUGGUCACCAUCAGGAAAAGGAACUUGAAGGUCUUCACAUUUGCCUUUGUGCUUGUCACGGUGACGUCUUUCCUGCUGAACUACAAGCACCAGGUAACCAUGAUCACUUGGGAUCCUAAACAUAUCAUCACUCAGUUUUCUGAGCACAUCCGAAGGCUCAUCAAUUUUCCUCGGAGGCCGUGCAGCUGUAGCACCUGUAUUUCCGAGCUGGGACAUUCCCUCUGGUUCGACCAGAGGUUUAACUCAACUAUGCAACCUUUCCUGACCUCACAAAAUGCCUUGAUCCCAGAGGACAGCUACAGGUGGUGGCUGAAACUGCAAGGAGAGAAAUCUCCAAAGAAUAUUAAUGAUACUCUCAAGGAAUUGUUUGAUAUCAUUCCUGGGGACAGGGACCCACUGCAGGAGCGAGGCACUUUCUCAUGCAGACGGUGUGCCGUCGUGGGCAACUCCGGCAACCUUCGUCAGUCUCAGUAUGGCCAAGAAAUUGACUCCCAUGACUUUGUGCUCAGAAUGAACCGGGCACCCACCGUUGGCUACGAAUCAGAUGUUGGGAGCAAGACCACCCACCACUUUGUUUAUCCUGAGAGCUACAAAGAGCUGGCAGAAAAUGUGAGCAUGAUCUUGAUCCCUUUCAAAACCCUGGACCUACGCUGGAUUGUCACCGCUCUCACCACAGGCACUAUCAACUUCACAUAUGUUCCUGUUCCAAGGAAAAUCAAAGUGAAGAAAGAAAAGAUCCUGAUUUACAAUCCAUCUUUCAUCAAAUAUGUCUAUGAAAACUGGCUUCAGAAUCAUGGGAGAUACCCUUCUACAGGCCUUCUUUCUGUGAUAUUUGCACUCCAUGUAUGCGAUGAGGUGAAUGUUUAUGGUUUUGGAGCAAACAGCAAAGGACACUGGCAUCACUACUGGGAAAAUAAUGCUUCAGCUGGGGCUUUUCGAAAGACAGGUGUCCAUGAUGGGGAUUUUGAGUCCAAUGUAACUUUGACUCUUGCCUCCAUUGAAAAAAUAAAAUUUUUCAAGGGCAGAUGACCCUAGCCACAGGGACAAGCAGGGGCUGCAAUUUCCAACAUGCAGCAGUACAAAGCUCAGUGAAGAUGAUCUGGAUGCCAGCCAGGUUUGAAGGUGUGAAUCUGGAGUGGAUUCGGAGUGUCACACUGCUGCAAUGCUCACCAGAGGGAGCUUGGCCAAGGACCAGCUUCUAUGCUGCUCUUGAUUUGCUAUCUACAGAUAGCUGGGAUCUACCAAUCAGUUGUGGGAAUAAAUGACAUCCUGACUUACUCCUUAGGCUCUACCUGUUGCAAUUCAGGUAAACCUGGGCACAGGAACUGCUGUUUGUAUGUCCAUUUUUUCCUUGACUAAGGCAAGAAAUCCUUGAAGGACAUGGAAAAUGUCUUCUGGGAUUUGACACUUACUAGAGUAGCUCUGAACGUCAUAGUAAGGAUUACCUCAAAGAAAUGAAUUCAGUUCUGCUGUUAAUCUUCUUUUUGAAUUCUCUUCUGUUUCCUCUGUUACUUCUGGUUUUAUGCACUACAAAGCAAAAACAUGAUGAAGUUGCCUGGAGUAGUAACUGUUUCUGCCAUUGCCACAUUCUUCAUUGAUGGCAUCUGGAAAAUACAAAUCAAAUCACCUGUGAUCGUUACUUAUUUAUUAUUGAUUCCUAUACAGCCAUAUUAAGAAAAAAAAAAUACUGAAAACUCUAGGAAAAAGAAAA
Molecule: messenger RNA, 2287 nt
Organism: Coturnix japonica (Japanese quail)
Lineage: Eukaryota; Metazoa; Chordata; Aves; Galliformes; Phasianidae
Gene: ST3GAL1
Product: ST3 beta-galactoside alpha-2,3-sialyltransferase 1
Biological process (GO): sialylation
Cellular component (GO): membrane
Molecular function (GO): beta-galactoside (CMP) alpha-2,3-sialyltransferase activity
Source: RefSeq, a predicted model, not a curated record